AUGACGACGGUGGUUGCGACGGUGUGCAAUGGAAGCUUGCUCGUUGCUAUGAACCGUUCUGACAUGGCCUUCACGCUGCCAGCACUAUCGGACGAUAACGAAGGCCAUAUCGAUAUUAUUCUGAGUGUCGGGGAUCCACCAGUCGUAGUGGCGGUAAAAACAGAAGCAGUAUCCGUAGCAACAGCAUCAGCGUUACCAUUGGCCGUUGGCGGCGUUAAGGAGCACUGUAAAUCGGAAGCGAACACAUCGCACCAAACCAGCUAUUCGCGCGGAAGCCGCACUUCCAUGAACAGUAAUACCACAUUCAAGAGCGGCACAACGACGACAGAAUCCAAUAGCAAUAGUAACGGCAGUAUUGUUAGUGGCGGUGGUACCGUUUCAACGUCCGCGAAUGUUUUGAUCCUGGAAGGCUCCGGUAGCAUCCAUCAUCAGCACAACCACCAUCAUUUGCUCGACAGUAGCGACGUAGUGACGGCGGCCGCUGGCCUGCAGCAACUUUCGAAUGCCGCCAAUGCGAUCAAGCUGCGUGAAUGCGGCGUUCAAUAUUCGAAUCUGAUUGGCUAUGGAACGACGGCAACUGCAACGUCCGUCGCGUCCCUUACUGGCAACGGGAGCAAUACUAGUUUUAGCAACAACAGCACCGGUGGCAAUAGCAAUAGUGUCAUAAGUAGUAGUGUUAGCAAUAGUGGACAAAUGAGCAACAGCAUCAACAUACUAGCUGCUGCCCAGCAGCAGCAGCAGACACCGGGUGCGGUGCAUGCGGACAUUCCGCUGGUGUCCACCGGUAGCAGUGUCGGCGGUGGGUCCCGCGUGCAGAUGUUGGGCAACGUAACGCUUGUUUCGAAAAGUGGCCACCAGCCGGGACACCAGCAAACGUUUCAAACAGUGUCCGCACAGCAGCAGCAGCAGAAGCAGCAAACAUUCAACUACAUCGAUGGGAGCGGGAAGAACUUUAACGUUCUCACCUCCACCGGUGCCAAGCUGAAUACCAGCAAACUGAUCGGCAUGCCGAUCUCGAAUGUGAAAACCAUCAACAACCAAACGCACCAUCACCAUCACCAUAUGUUGCCGGCCACUAUCAGCACUCCGGUCGUAUCUUCCGCGGGUACUGCGAUCGGUGGCGCAGGUUCGGCGACGAUGGUUCAUAAACUGACCGUCCCACGGAACAUUCAGCUCGUGACACGAAUGCCAAACAGUGGGGCAAAUAUAGCCGGUGCUACCAACUCACUGAGUAAUGGUGGUCGAAUAGUACAGCAACCGCAGCAGCAUGCACAGUUCACUACUGUCCAGGAUACGGGCGGUAAUGCAGGCUCGUUUGCCGUAGGUGGAAUGCUGGAGAUAAAAAAUGUGGUUUCGACGCAAGUCAAACCGAUUCCAAUAGCGAGCAAGAGUAAGGUGGGACAAAAUGCGUCACUAAAAAUGAUGCAGCAGACGGGAACUGGGGCAGCGUUGUUGAACACGGCCAAGCCUACCGGGGCAGUCACGAUCGGCAAAGGGCAGCAUCCGCUGCAAUCGGCAGGAAGUGGCGCAGGAACGGUCAAUGUUAAUUUGAAAGCGGUACGGAGUGGCAGUGUGGCGAAGAGUGGUAACAUAACGAUCACAACGAGCAACGCUUCAACGUUCUAUAUGAAGAGUGGCGGUGCGACAGUGGUUGCGACCAACGGCGGCUCCUUGCAGCCUCACGGCUCGGUGACGACAUCGUCCAUCUACACGACCUCGCCGACGCAAUCCGUCGGCUUUCACCAUCCGAAUGCCAUCCAACAACAGCAGCAACAAACGACGAUGAUGAUGACAUCGUCACCAUCUUUCGUACAGCAACAGCAGCAGCCGGUAAUGGGAGGAAAUCUGGUGAUGGCCACUUCCUCUUCACCAGUCACAAGUGUUAAACUUUCGGCCAGUGCCUUGCACGGUGUCGGUUUGGCGAAACUAACGACCACGGGAACCGGAAACACGCUGAAAACGACAAAAAAUCAACUGAUCCAAAUCCAUCAGCAGCAAUCCGGGAGUGGCUCGGUCGCGUCAUCGCCUUCCUCGCCAUCGCCACACUCUCGGACGCAUUCACCGGGCGGAAUGGCCGUUGGCGUGGGGGGCGUUCCGCUGAUGAUGGGCACAUCCGGUGCAAUGAAUUCCGCCAGCACACAGAUCGUGUUACAGCAGCAACAACACGCCGCCUCAGGCGUGCCCAUAAUACUUUCGUCCGGCGGAGGUGCAACAACUACGACGACAAUUGUCGGGAAAAUCUCUGGCGGCCGCUUCAAUACUCCCACUUCGUUAUCCACCUCGAUCGGCGGGGGAACAAGCUUUCAGCCCGUAGGUUCUUCGUCAUCUGUCGGUGGUACCACAACGUUGACAACCACCACACAAGGCCAUAAGGGGCUUAGCAAUCUCUACACGGCAGCGGCCACAGUCGGGGCAUUCGAUCAGCAGCCCGAAACUAUUGCCAAAAGUGGCACGCCUAAAGGUAGCACUGGCAACAGUAACAUUUUCACGAACGUGAUAUCAACCUAUGGCGGUGGCUCGGUGGUCACUUCAUCAACGAAAGCAGUCACCAAACUUCCCACAUCGUCCGGUUCCGGUAGAGGGCGAAACAACAGUGGCCAGUAUCUGCUAGCGGCGGCGCCGGCGGCACCACCUAUGGCUCCGUGCAACUAUGCGGCGCUAGAUCAGCAUCAGUUGAGUGGCUCUGCUGCGAAUGCUGCUGGUGCUGAUCACCAAUCACUCUCGAUGGUCAAUCAUACCGUUUCUCCGCCUUACCAACAGCAGCAGCACGCACGUUACGUGUACGCUUCUUCGCCAUCGAGAGUUUCACAGCAUCAUCAGCAAUCGAGCGAAACGAGUCCUGCUGGUGAUAGCACAGCUUCCUCCUACUUCAACGGACAACAGCAACUGCAAUCAGAUGAGACGUUAACUGCCCGGAUUUUGCAGAAUUUGUCGAAAAAAUCCAUGGACAGCAGUGCGGCGAAGGCAACCAUUUCCUACGGACGCCAGCAUUCGUUCGAAGCACCAUCGCCGGCAACACCAGCCAGUGGCAGCAGUAGUUUCCCAGCUGGUAGAAGCGGCGAUUCCCUGGAGGGGCGUAGAGUAAGCGGAUCUAUCGACGGAACGGUUAGUAUGUAUGCCGAUAGUAUUCCGUUGAAAAACGAUGGCUAUGCGCCGGCAUCCAGCUCGCACUAUUCCGGGCGCGAUGACGAUGAGGUGAACAGUGUCGAGGUGCGCCCGGCACCGGUUGACCCCUCAAGCGGACGUUUCAGCGUGCUGCAGGCGAUCUACCAAGAUCACACGUACUGUAUAACGUCCUCGCAUUCCUCGCGCGAUCAGCCAACUACUGCGAGCAUUCUGUCGACGAUAGUGGCUCCUGGGUCCUCAUCGCAGCAACUACAUUCCUCUGGUAACCUGCAACAGCAGCAGGCAAUGAACCCGCCUGCUACGCCGUCCGCCUCCGUGGUUUCGGCCAAUGCACUUGUGUCGCCGAUGGCGUCUUCGAUAGGCGCAGGAGUUCCACUGGCGCAACUAGCCAAGGCCGCCUCCGCAAGCAGUAGCAGUCCUGCGACCGGAGGAGCAUCAGGGGUCAUGUUUGAGUAUCUUUACCAAGCGAAGGGUGGCCUCUCUACGACACGCCCCGCAGCCGAUGACGAUGCGCAGUCGGUAAUUAGCAAUGGUUCCCGGACCGGACUUGAUAACGAUCUGGGAGAGGAAACAGACACCGCCCCCGAGUGUGAAGGGGAGGACGAUUCAGUAACGCGCUGCAUCUGCGAUCUGACGCACGACGAUGGCUACAUGAUAUGCUGUGAUAAAUGCUCCGCCUGGCAACAUGUGGAUUGCAUGGGAAUCGAUCGGUUAAACAUUCCGGACGAGUACAACUGUGAACUGUGCCAACCGCGCAAGGUGGAUAAAGUUCGCGCCCGCCAGUUGCAGCUGCACAAACGCAAAGAGCAAAGUGUCUUCUUGGCGAACAACAAUGUACCCUCGGCGGGGGCAGCGUCUUCAUCGGGUGUCUCCUCAACGAUCGCCAGUAGCCUGGGAGGGUGUGCCGAUGGCAGUGUAGUGUCCUCAAGCACGCAACUUACCCAUCUAAUGCCACCGACAGUGCCCCAGUCAGGAACAGCAACGGCUGGCAGCAAAGGGCAGCUUUCGUACCAGUUUUACAACGACGCCCAUGGGCACCCGGUGGCAGGUGGUCCCUAUCCGCCGCACUUGCAAGCCCACCACCAGCCUAUUGGUAGCACCACCACUAAGGGAACGAAAAAAUCGCGAACCACCAGUGGUGGCGGAUCGCGCAAGAAAUCGGACAGCAUUUCGUCUACGUCAUCGUUGGCGAUCAGUAGUAUUGUGGGAUCAUCUUCCGGGAUGUCGGCUUCUGCGGUGCUUUCUACACAGCUGGAACACACGAACAGCGUUGGGGGCAAUAGCGCAUUAUUGUCAACAUCGUUAGGAGCCAGCGCAGCGGAUAGUUCCGUUCACGGGAGCGGUGUUUCACCGAUGAUGCUAAUGACAAUGGGAGGUGUAAUCGGCCCAUCGGUGGUCACCAGUGGUCCGUUAUCCUCCAUUCCGAUGCACUGUGAUAGUACUGCUGCUCCGCUCGGUGGUGCUGGUGGCAUCGUAACGAAAAAGUUAAGCAAGAAAGCAGAGGCUGCACUCAAUCGUCACAACAAUAGCAAGCGCAAGGAGCUACGGAACAACGCAGCGCCAGGGGCCGCCGGUGCAGUGACGGCGAAGCCAUCGAAGAAGAAAUCGAAAAGCGCCGAGCAGAGCACGGAGAAGCUGACGAACAUGAUUCGCACCUGGAUCGACAGCUACGAAUGGGCCACGACGAACCACUACUCUCCCGAGUUGCGAGCCCGGCUGCAAGCAUUUGCCAAGCAGCAGUCGCAGCAAAAUCCACUCCUAACCGACGACCGGUUGUUGGUGGUUCCCGGGACGGGUCCCCUCCCCGCUCGUUGCACGACCGUUCCGCAUGCCGGGGGCAAAAUCCUGAUCGGCACGAGCGAUAUCGAGCCGCGAACUCCGAUCAUCGAGGUGCGCGGCAAAUACAUGCUGACGAGUCAACACAAGCAGCUUCAGUCCCUGUUCAAUAUGGCGGCAAACGGGAAACUGAGCCAGAACAAGAAUGCUGGCCCGUUCCUCUUCCUCUACCAGCUAUCAUCGGCGGGGCUCGGCAAUGUUGCCGGUGCUGGGCUGGAGCUCUGUGUCGACACGCGAACCUACGGGAACGAUGCACGCUUUGUGCGACGCUCGUGCCGCCCGAAUGCCGAACUGCAGCACAGCGUCGAGAAGGGUGUGGUGCAUCUGUACCUCGUGGCCACUACCAAUAUCAAGUCAAACACGGAGAUCACGAUCCGGCACGAUGAGCAGCUGAUUCGACGGAUGGGCGGUGUCGUUAUCCUCACGCACACGACUGUCACGAACGUGUGCGCCUGUGGGCUGAUCAAGGAUUGUGCAUAUUCGGCUCAACUAAAUGAGCCAGCGACAACGGGGACAAGUGGCACUGCAGCAACAACUGGCGGUGGCGCUGGGAGUUUUAACAAUGGGCCAGUUUCUCACUCAAUUGCCACUGCGCCGCAAGGGAAAGCGAUGGUAGGUCGGCCCAGUGGUGCGGGCUCGAAGCGCGGCAAUCAUUUGGAUGCAGCCACUACGCUAGCCGGAGGUCCCGGUCAGCCACCAGGCAAGAGGACGGGUUCGAAGAAGGCACGCAAUAAUAGUGCUAGUCGUUCGGCGAACGCUGGUGGAUCGAUGGCCCUGGACAUCGGAGAACGUCAUCGAUCGCUUUCCACUAGUGGCGGAGAAAGUGGCGUGGAAGGUCUCUAUGGCAGUCAGCCGAUGAUGAUCGGUGGUGCCGCUUCACCGAAUGUUUCGGGUUUUAUGGGAUCACCGCUGGGUCACCCGGUGCCACCGAUGAUGCCUCCAGCGCAGUUACAGCAACUACUCCAACAACACGAACAGCAGCAGCAACAACAUCCGCAGCUUACAACAACGCGACUGUCUGCGGCUUCUCCGAUCCUGGUGACAGGUAGCCCGUACCUCUACGGGGGAGGGUUGAUGGCUUCUCCCCAGCAUCUCCCUGCGGCAGGAAGUCCACUCGCACCACCAGCAGCAGCUGGCUCCUCACCGUACCAUAUUUACGACGUCAAAUCGUCCCCUCUACGAUCGCCACAACCGUUGCUGGCACCGAUGUCCCUGGCGGGCGUUGUGCCUGUUCCCGGGGCGACACCACCUGGAGUUCCCGUUGCAGUACCAUUACCAGCAGGAGUUCCGCAACCACUAACCUUACCGCAUCAUCAGCAGCACCUCUACUCGAAUCAUCCACCGCAGCAACUGUCCUCGCCCGUUUCCUCGCCGAUUAAACAACUGCAACCGGCGGGUCCGCCGGAUGCGGCUGCCGCUGCCUUGCUCGCAAUGGCGGCUUCUGGUGGCGGGGGUGCACGAGGGAAUCUUGUCGAAUCGAUGACCUCGUUCGAGCAUGGGACCCGCUUGGAACUGAUCCAGCAGCAGCAGCAGCUACACCAGCAACAGAUUCUUGAGGAUGUACUCAAGAUCCAGAUCAAACCUUCACCACCGGCAUCACCGAUCAAGGUGCAGCCUCGUGCAUCGCCCAUUUCUCUUCUACUGUCGCCCACACGACCACCAGUGCCACCAUCGACGACAUCAGGGCUGGGGACGGUUCCAAAGGGCGACGGUAGCGCUCUGCAGGCCAAAGUGGAACCACUGAACAAUGGCCCGUCGGCGGAAGGGCCGGCAACCGGAUCGGCGGUGAAACAGGAAAACGACCAACUACGGUCACAACAGUACGGCAGUGGAGAGGAGCAAGAAGUGGCCCCCAAGUUGGAAGGUACUAAAACAGAGGAGUACAAAGAGCAAAUGGUGGUAAAACUAGAGCCCUCCUCCAUAAUCACCGAGGCAUUCGAUGUAAAGCAGGACGCGCUCUCGCUUUUGCCGGUAACGCCUGUGGACAUCGUGAAAGAGGAACUACCUUCCCCGGUGCCAUUGGAAAGGAAACACACCGCGGACUGUUCACUCACGGAAGGUGGCCCACUUACGACGUCUUCACCCCUCAAACGGUUAACGUCACCGCAGCAUCACCUGUUCGGUGGCGGCGGAGCACACCACCACGGUGGCAGCAAUAAGAGCAGACGGAGAGGCAGUGCCGAAGGUUUCGGUUCCGGUAGAAGCGAAAAGAAGAAGCCGGAGAAGUCAGAGAAGCCGAGUCGCAAGUUGACGCGCGAGGAGCGCAAGAUGGAAGCGAUCGUGAAGGCGUUCGCCAAGAUGGAACAGUCGCAGCAGCGCAAACAGGAGCUGAAGGAGCAGCGACGCAGUGGCGGUAGUAUGGAUGGUGGUUGCGUUGGCACGGGUGGUAAACGGCGUAGUAUUUCCACCUCGAACACCGCCACCAACGCGAGCGGUGGCAGCAACCUCUCCGAUGAGGGCUCGAUGGAUGUAAGCAUCGGAGGCUCCUCGUAUGCACCAGGAAUGCUGUCCUACGAUAACAACGAAACCGGUACGGGGGCCUUCGAGACGGUGUCCUCGUCGUCGAGCGCCAAUGCAACGCUCCUUCACCAGCACUCAUCGUCUGGCAGUGGCAGCAGCAGCACCGCGAGUAGCAGACGAAAAGCCGUCCUCAGCAAGGCCACGGCAGCCCGGUCGAAGAAAAAGAAGAACAAAAAAGCAGUCAGCCAACACUUUGCUUCGUCAACGCAGCAACGGCGCAAGAAGCUGGCCGCGGCCCGUUCGAAAUCAAAGUCCAAAUCGAGCGCGGUACAAGGGGCGCUGUCCGGUAGUAAGCAAUCUUCCGGGCGCGUUGACAACGGCUUGGUGAUCUCGUCGGAGCAUCAUUCGGUGCAUCGCAUCGAAGAUGCUGGUGGCCACCGCCGACAGCAGCAGCAGCAGCAGUACGAUAAGGCCGCAGAGUUGUUGCUAACGUUUUCGCAAUCCGCCAGCAGCACCAAUGCCAGUGAUGCCAUCGGGGCUAGUUCCACCGGCACCAUCCCGGUGGUGGGUGGUGACGAAGCCGGAAACGAUAGCGCCGGCAGCAAUCUUCCGCUGCUUAGCUCCGCUUGCAUGCUAAUCGAAGCGGCCGUUGGCCCGUUCGAGCAUGCGGCCGCAGCAGUGCGUGCCAAUCAUCACCUGAAUCAUCUUCUUCCUUCGUCUUCUUCUUCAUCGCUGGUUGUGCCUCCCUGUGCUCCUUCGCCGCCGGUUGUGGCCCAUCUCCAGCAACAGCACCAAGAGCAAUCGCUACCGAGUCCGGGUCAAGAGCAUCCCCAACAGCAACAGCAGCAGCAAGAUUUCAAAUAUCCUACCAAGGCCAAAACAAAGAAGAGCAUGAGCCGCGAGUGGCUCAGCUCGGCGGCCGCAUCAUCAUCAGCGGCAGUGGUACCAUCGAUCAUGGCCCAGGUCGCUGUCGAUCAGGAUUCGGGCUAUAUCUCGACUGUGGACGAGAAGUUGGCGCCCCUGUCGCUCAUCGAAGGAGGGGUGCAGAUGGACACUGGUAACACCGCCAGUGCCGCCAGUGGUGUGGUCGAGGUAGCCAACGGUGGUGUUGGAAAUAUAAUGAUCGCGGCGAAGAAAGUUGAAGAGUUUAUCAUGCAAACCUCUUCUCCGCGUUCGAUGGAAAGGUUGCAGCAGGAGGGCAACAAAUGGCCAUCGCCAUCGUCGAUGAUCGGCGGAGGCGUGUCUGGUGAAGGUGGACUUGCUGGAGGUGCAAGUGAUAAAAUUAUAACCGGAACCGGAAGCUUCAUGAGCUCCAGUACGACCGGAGCAACGGAGAGUGCGGCCGUCAAGAAGCGCUGGUUGCGGCAGGCAAUCUCCGAGGAAACGGACGAGCACCCAACCGGCGGUGGACUACACUCGUCCUCGUCUUCGUCGUCUUCCCCGCCACCACUCAAUGGCUUCGCGACGCCACUGAAAAAGCGUCGCGUUGUGCGAGAGAAUCCUUCUACUGUGACGGGAAUUCUGGAACAGCAGCAGCAACAGGUCUUUACCGGCUCCUCAAACUAUCCGCAAGAUAGUAGUGGAGGCCACUUGGUGGGAUCAUCCUCUGCCAGCACCAGUGACAAUACCGCCACCGGUGGGACGAACGAAAAUCGAUUUUGGGAUCAGCGAACCGAGAAGCAGGCGAUCGAUCUUUCGCGCUCGGCGAUGCCAGCUGGACCGAUAAAGAUGCUUACACCGUUGCACUUUGCUGACCUUGGGCCGAUGCCACCGAUGAUUGCGGCCACGACGCCCACCACCACGAGCAGCACUGUCAACAGCAGCGACAGCACAUUACCCUCCGAUUCACACCAUCAUGACCACCCGUUACAGCAGCAUCAUCAACAUUCACAGCCCCAUACCCUGGUGCAGCAGCAAAUCCGCCAUCAACAGCCUCCGCAUCACGCGGUGAUCCCGUUGGAAGUGGCGGACCAGAUUCAGUACGAAACGGUGGCCGCAGCAACGGCAGUGUCCGUUACGACUUCCUCUGCCGCGGCGCCCACUGUACCGCACCAACCGGCGGCGGUGAUUGACGUCCCAAUGGACAACACCACGGAGCAACCAUCGUCACCCUCACCGACGGUGGCGAUUGAGGCCGAUGAAAGGGAGCACUUCUCUGCGACGGAUACCACUGGCGUGCAUUACACGACGGCGGAUUCGCCUCAUGCUUGCGACGAUAAGCCUCCGACGAACGAGGAAGCGCCUUCGAAUAGUGCGUUACCAUCGGUAACACCACCGGCGACGCCACGCAGUAAGGGUAGCCAGAAGUACAUUGCUACGGAGGAAGUAAUACAGCAGGAACUGGACAGUACAUCGGAAGAGGGAAACAUUGCCAGUGACGAGCCAGUCGCAGUUGAGUUGCCGGAGGACCGAGUGGCCGAGAUUAACAUCGGAGACGACUCACCACAGGAGGAAAUAGGACCCGAAGAGCUGGAGGCGAUCACCCAGCAGGUGGUCGAAGCGUUGGUACACGUAGAAGAAAAAAAGCAACAGGCAGUGGAGCAGAAGAAAACGGCAGCCGAGAAAGUUCUGGAUCAUCGAGAAGACGAACUGGAAUCGGUUUCUCCGGAACCCUUAUCGCCAAUGGAAACGGACGACAUUUUGAGUGGUGACGAGAAGGACGUUGCCUAUCGAGAGGACCCGCGGCGCCGGCGCACGCCGCUGCUGGAUGAUGAGCAGAACGAGAUCAAAUACUGCGAAGCGGAGGAGGACGACGUGGUGGUAGCACAUUCCUCGUCGACGGACAAGCUCAAUACCUCGGUCUGUGGCUCGUUGUCUUCCACAUUCGACGAGCUUGUCGAAACGAUCGUUGAAGAACAGCUGGCGGCAAUGGACGAGGGGAGGCUCGUCGAGCAAACGAAACUCGCCGACAGUAGCGAAGAGGACCUUAACGACGGCAAAAAAGAGGACAACGCUCCAAAUCGGGUACGAUUGCCAGAGACCCAAGGGAAGCACAGGUCGCGGGUACAAUCCAUCGAGCAGGAGAUGCGCGAGAUGAUGUCUGAGACGAGUUCUUCGCCCAUCACUACCAUCAAUAGCAGCAGCACGACAGUAGUAGUGGCCAGCAGUGCUGCCGGUGGCGCUAGUGAGCAACGAUCGCUCGAUCACCACGAUGGAACGACCGCGCACUGGCAACAGCAGGCCAAACCGAUUGGAGUGGUUAAUGGCAAAAAGGAAGACGAGCUUCCGGAAAUGGUCGAAAAGCUUGGCGGAAAGAUGGUCACAUCCUCACCGAUACGACUGACCCCGCAGCCGAUUCCGGUGAUCACGGCGCACACUGAACAGAACGAGUUGGAAGAUCUGCAGAAGGUGAUCGCUUCGUUCCACACCGAGAACAUCAUGAACUUGAUCUCGCGCAACCGCAGCAAAUCGAAAAAGAGCGCCAGCUUGACGCCACCAAAUGUGGACCGUAGCGGCAGUGGUCAGCCACCUGCCAAAAAGCAGGUAAAACUCAAUUUUGAUCUCUCGCUGAAGGAUGACGCUGUGAACGUAACGCUGCAGACAACGCAGCCGCUGCCACAGCAGAGCGACCGUGAUCGGGAAGCCGAAGUAUCCGGCGUGGCAACAACAACGCCCUCGCUACUAGAGUCGACAAGUAACUCGGUGGCCUGCAAUCAGAUACCAACGGUCUUACAGGCGACGCUUCCGCCGUCAUCGGUCUCGGUUCUGGCGGCAACAAGUACCCUGACGCCAGCCGUCGGCACAUCGUCGCUGCUGGGAUCACUCAAGUUUCUCGGCACAACCCCGGGCGUCGUUCCGUCGGUCACCACGUUCGGCGCGGAACCGAUCCGUUCGUUUUCGUCGCUCCGUUCCGAUCCGAUACCGACGGUGGGCACCCAUCUGAGUACCCUUGGUGGCUAUCAUCUGCAUCAUCAGCCGCAGCCACCGCUCCACCAGCAACCGCCCCUUCUCCGGAGUGUUUCGUCCUCGUUCCUAGACUACCCAACGCCUGGCGUAAACUCGGUCGGCAGUGUGGGUGGUUCGGUAACCCCCACCGGUACCUCCAUUACCGGUGGAAUCUAUCAGUACCGAUCGGAGGUGUCCAACCUGCUCGAGCGUACAAUGUUGGCCCACCGCUCCGCCGAUCCUGCGCUUCGACCGACCAGUUUCUCGACGCUUGGUUCUCUCACAUCGCCCCUGAGCAAGUCCACCCUUCUCUCAAGUGUGGCCGGCAGCGAUGCAACCACAACGCCACCGCUGGGAAGUGUGGGAGCAUUAGCGAUCGGUUCUUCGGUUGCAGGAGCAGCCUGCCCCACCAGUGCCGUCGUCGGUGGCACGGCGGUGGGACACUAUCCGAAGAUAUUCACCAAAACCGCAAGCUCCGAUCCCCGGCUCAACCCGGCGUUACUGACGGCUGCCGCCAAUGGUGCUGGAGGUGCUGGCGAAGCGAACGGUGCUGGUGCUGGAGGUUCUCCCGUGUCAGCCACACCGAAACGGAAGCUCUCCAUCACGGAGUACCGGAAACGAAAGCUGCAAACGUCCAGCGAUACUCCAACGUCGUCUACGGUGUGUCCGGCCAGCAGCACCAGUAGUAGUAGUGGCGGUAUUACAACCACCAAUACUACGAUCUCAACUGCAUCUUCACGGUCCACGCUGUCGGCCAAUCGAAAGCGUAAGGAGGAUGCAGGCGCAACUGUAGGCAGCAGUCUAACGUCCACGGUUAGCAGCUCGAUCACUCGCGAGCUUAGCAUGGAGCUGGACUUGGAGCUUCAGGACGGCGAUAAAUCGGGCGACAACUCGAAUGGCUCGUCGAGUACGAGCACCAGCACCAACAAUGCCACCAGUUCCGGGGGUGGACUAGCGAGCGGCGUCGGAAUGAGCAACGGAACGUCGUCAGUGAUGGCGGGAAAGGAGAGCAGCAGCAGUAGCAGUGGGGCCGCUUCGCCGGAUCCACAGCACCCGAACAAUCUGCACCAUCGCCAUCACCACAACCACCAUCUGCAUCAUCACUACGAGCCCACGGAGGAAAUAACAACUACUUUCAGUGCCACUCCGACCUUGGCCGAAUUGCGCAGCGAAGGAGGAAUGUCGGCGGAGCGAUUGAAAUCGUUGAAAUACUUUCCCUAG
This is a messenger RNA of Anopheles bellator, 12528 nucleotides long. It is a transcript of the gene upSET, whose product is annotated as serine-rich adhesin for platelets. Lineage: Eukaryota; Metazoa; Arthropoda; Insecta; Diptera; Culicidae. Bases 1 to 12528 code for a protein of 4175 amino acids. The record is from RefSeq and is a predicted model, not a curated record. The transcript has 8 exons. Gene Ontology annotation, molecular function: protein binding.